ACGUCAGAUCACCGUAUUUCACUCAAGCGCUCCAUGAGCCCUGUGAAAAGGUGGUUUACUGACGAAACCUACAAUGACUAGCUAUCGAUUUAGUACGCAAGUGGCUGACUGGCCCCUCCUCCCAGCCUCUGAAAGGAUAAAUAUAUUGACUGGAUGGACCCAAGGCAGUGGAUUGCUUGCCUUGCUUGAGGGAGAACUCAUUGUGCAGCGUUUGUCUGGGGCCAUACAUUGAGUACCAUGGACAGGGUUCCUGUUUUGAAUUACUGCUUAGGACUCCUGGGUUUGUUACUACUGCAGGGAGCGCUAAAUGUUGAGGGAAGGAGCAUAUUUAACCCUGGAAACCAUGUUUUUAAUCCCAAAGAAGACACAGAUGCCCAGAGCAAAGUUCUAGCACUCUUACUACACAAAAGCUUAAUUCCAAUUGAAAAGGAUGAUCCUCUAGGUCUUGAGCUGGCUAAUAAAUUAGCUGAAUUAGAGCAGCUGCGGGCGCUGAGGGAGGACCUGGAGUUGGAGAGGGAGAUCACAGCCAAUUUGGCAGAAAGCAAAUCCAUAGCUCAGAAGAGGGGCGAACCUUGCUUCUGGAAAUACUGUGUCUGAGACGGAUGCAAGAGGAGGAGGACCACUGUGAAAUCUUGCUGCAAAGCCCCACAUAGCCUUAAGACUCACACCAGUAAUAUAAUCACACUGUAUUUAUCUCAGCAAUAUAGAGUUGUAUAAUAAUCAAUGUCAUCAAUAAACGUUUCAUUACCACUGCACUGAGGUGCUCUCAUGAGAGAUCUAAGGACUGUGGUUGUAAAUCUUUAAUCUGUAAAUAAUCAGCUACUCCCUGGAAAUACUUGAGGGUCAGAUAUGACAAAAAUAUACUUGUCUUCAAAGACAUCAUUGUCAUUAUUAUUUUAGCAGGGAUUUUGUUGCCCACUGCUUGUGUUUAUGUUGCUCUCUUGUGGCUGAAUUGUGCAUAACAUUUUUUGUAACUGCCAACAUCUGUUCCUGCUUCGUUUUACAAAACAAUAAAAUCAUAAUGUGAAUCUGUA
Molecule: messenger RNA, 1034 nt
Organism: Seriola aureovittata
Lineage: Eukaryota; Metazoa; Chordata; Actinopteri; Carangiformes; Carangidae
Gene: uts2d
Product: urotensin 2 domain containing
Exons: 5
Coding region: 238-597 (119 amino acids)
Biological process (GO): blood vessel diameter maintenance; regulation of blood pressure
Cellular component (GO): extracellular region
Molecular function (GO): hormone activity
Source: RefSeq, a predicted model, not a curated record